AUGAAUAAGGAACUGUGGCAGAAACCUCAUCCCAGAAGCUGUCUGGUGCACAGAGAGGCAGCAUCCUGCAUACUCACCCCCACAGCUUGGGGUGGACACACAGCUGCAGGGAGCAUGCCUGGCAUGGCUGUUGCUGCCUCCUGGUUUGCUCACCUGGCUGUGCCCCCUGAAUGCCCUGGCAGCCUGAGCUCUCACAGGGCCCACUUCAGGGAGCCACCCCUUGGUCUUAGGGAAACACUUGGGCCCUCACAUGUUACUUGUAUUGUGCUCUGUCCCCUUACGAUUUUGGCCCAGAGAAUAGGACCUCCUCUACCCUCCAUUCCUCCUGCAGUCACAAGUGGAGUAGUGCAAGACGGUUGCCCAUUUUUUGCCAGCAUUCAGCUUCUGCCCUUGGACCCUUGA
This is a messenger RNA of Rangifer tarandus platyrhynchus (Svalbard reindeer), 402 nucleotides long. The record is from the annotation of a GenBank genome assembly. NCBI's taxonomy places the organism in Eukaryota, Metazoa, Chordata, Mammalia, Artiodactyla, Cervidae.